Molecule: messenger RNA, 2102 nt
Organism: Hylaeus volcanicus
Lineage: Eukaryota; Metazoa; Arthropoda; Insecta; Hymenoptera; Colletidae
Product: rho GTPase-activating protein gacY-like
Exons: 17
Coding region: 138-1808 (556 amino acids)
Biological process (GO): signal transduction
Cellular component (GO): nucleus
Molecular function (GO): histone binding
Source: RefSeq, a predicted model, not a curated record
GCUUUAGUUCAAAUUAAAAUAUUACUUAGUGGCAAUUGUCAAUAAAUAAAUUAGUGCUAUAAUACAUGUUGUAUUUUACACAUUUUUUUGACUAAACUAAGACUUAUUGAAUUGUAAGAUUUAAAGUUUCCUAAAAAAUGUAUGAUUCCGAAGAAGCGACGGUAGAUCAUCAGAUAUUAGGAUCUUAUAAAAGCAUUUUAUCAUCGAAUAAAGCAUUUAAUUUCACAAGUUUAGCCGAAAGUCCUUUCAUCGAUACAUCUAAAAAAGAUAUUGAAGGUCGUCCUGUUAUUGUCAUUGUUACAAAUGCUAUUGGUUUUGACAAGGAUGCGGAAAUUCGAGCGAUUCGUUACGCUAUACAAAAAAUGGAUCCAAUUAUUAGUAAAAAGCCCUACACUUUCAUUGGUUGUCUUAGCAGUCCAGGAUGGGGGGAUUUAUCUUCACGUGGAUUAAACUGGAUAAAGGAUUUCUUUGCUAUUCUGCCUAGAACGUAUAGAAAACGUUUAAAACGUUUAUAUUUCGUGCAUCCUUCUGCUGGAUCACAAGCAGUUAUAAAGCUAGCAACACCUUUCAUUCCGCCGAAUUUUUGGAAAAAAUUACAACCUGCAACGACUGUUUCAGAAUUAGCAAAUAAACUUGAGGCAAGUCACACUCCCAGUGCGCUUUUUCCGCAUAUAGUGCAGAAUACAGAAGCAAUUUAUCAUCAGCAAAAUAAUUUGGUUGUAUUUGGAGAACCUCUUGAUUCUAAUUCUUUUUUUAAAACAUAUAAUGUACGUGGUUGUCAGCAUAUAUCGGAAACAUUAUUACGACUUGUCAAAAGUUUAGAACAUCCAGACGUUAUCAUUACACGCGAUUUGUUCAACCAUCAACCAAGCGCAAUUGAAAUUUAUUCUACUAUAGAUACGUUACAACAAGGAGAUUGGCAAGCCGAUUUAACAAUUACUGUAUCAGCAACUUGCACAGCACUACGAGUUUUCCUGGGAUGUUUACCAGAACCACUUUUGGGACUAUCAUCUUUCAAAUAUUUUGAAGAAUUCGCUCGAAUUCAUGACUUUGAAACAGAGAAUAUUGAACAAGCACCAUACAAGGAUUUGUUUUUGAAACUCAUGACACCUUUAGAUUUUAAUGUGAAGGAAAACAUAUGCUUUCUCUUUAAUUUUUUCCGUAACGUUCUUGAAUUCAGCAAGCUGAAUAAUGUCACACCUUUAGUUCUUUCCAAAACGUUUUCUUCCCUUUUCACGCGACCAACAUUAUGGAAUUCACAAACCCCUUUAAUAUUUCCUGUUAUUAUUAAACUGUUCAGUCUUGUCAUUAAGGAUUCAACGUUUUUGUUUCCUGAGCACCAGCAUACGCAAAGCUACGACCACUUGAGUUUUUUUGAUAACCAUACGUCAGUUCCACAAGAAAAACUAGAGCACAAGGAACACGAGAAAGAAGAAGAGGACGAAGAAGAAGAUGAAGAAGAAGAAGAAGAGGAAGAAGAAGAAGAGGAAGAAGAAGAAGAAGAAGAGGAAGAAGAAGAAGAAGAGGAAGAAGAAGAAAAAGAGGAAGAAGAAGAGGAAGAAGAAGCGGAGGAUGACGAGGAAGAAGAGGACGACCAAGAAGAAGAGGAAGAAGACGAAGAAGAGGAUGACGAGGAAGAAGAGGAAGAAGAAGAAGAAGAGGAAGAAGAUGAGGAAGAAGAGGAAGAGGAAGAAGAAGAAGAGGAAGAAGAAGAAGAAGAAGAGGAAGAAGAAGAAGAGGAAGAAGAAGAAGAAGAAGAGGAAGGAAACACAAAAAAAGAGAAGAGAAGCGAAACCGUAAAAAAAUAAAAAGACGAUACAAGAAAAUGAGAAAGACUACACAAGGAGUGUUAAUUGGUGCAGUUGCGGUCAUGGUUGUACAAAAGAAUGCAUUUGUGACAAAAGAUUGUAAGACGUGAAAAUACGCAUGUCGCAAUAGUUUUUUUUAUAGUAUUAAUCUUGUCAAAUUAAUGAUUUUUUAGUCAAGAUGUGAAGAGACUGUGAUGAAACGUCUCUUGUAGUAUUAGAGAAAAUAAAAAACAAGUUCGUAAGACAUUGAAGUGAUUUUUUAUGAAACAGUGAAUAAAUUUUUAUAAAAAGUUA